GCGGAGGGUGACGGGCGCUUCCUCGCCCGGAGCCGCCGUCUUGCAGCCGCCGCUUCUCCGCGGCCCUGCUGCCGCCCGCUCCGGCCCCGGGACCCGGGCCUCCUGCCGCCCCUCCAUCCCCCCCCCCGCCGGGCCCGCCGCUUCGGCUCCUCGUUUCGACCUCACCCUCCCGGGCCCGGCCAUGGCGGACUUCGAUGAGAUCUACGAAGAGGAGGAGGACGAGGAACGAGCGCUGGAGGAGCAGCUCCUCAAGUAUUCUCCCGACCCGGUGGUGGUGCGCGGCUCCGGCCAUGUCACCGUGUUUGGACUAAGCAACAAAUUUGAAGCAGAAUUUCCUUCAUCUUUAACUGGGAAGGUUGCACCCGAAGAAUUUAAAGCCAGCAUCAGUAGAGUUAACAGUUGUCUUAAGAAGAACCUUCCAGUUAAUGUACGAUGGCUACUUUGUGGAUGCCUUUGCUGCUGCUGCACUUUAGGUUGUAGUAUGUGGCCAGUUAUCUGCCUCAGUAAAAGAACACGAAGAUCGAUUGAGAAGUUAUUAGAAUGGGAAAACAAUAGGUUAUACCACAAGCUGUGCUUGCAUUGGAGACUAAGCAAAAGGAAAUGUGAAACGAAUAACAUGAUGGAAUAUGUCAUCCUUAUAGAAUUUUUACCAAAGACACCGAUUUUUCGACCAGAUUAGCAUUUGAUUUAUUUUUAAGAGACUUAUUCAAGUAUGUUGUCUUUCCAAUGGUGCCUUGCUUGGUGCUCUCCUGGUGGUGACAUAGCAUUGGUUCUACAGACUCUUGUGGUGUUUCCAUUCUUUUUUUGUUUUGUUUUUGUUUGUUCAUUUGUUUUAAUAAGAGCAUGUUCUAAGUGCAUUUGGUCAAACUCUGCAAAGUCAUUUCAUGCAAAUGUUAACUACUACUUAAGUUAUUACUUUUACUACUUCUGUUUGUUAAUGUAUCUUGAUUUUCAGAGAGUCUUUUAUGUGUGCGCGCGUGUGUACAUAUAUUACUAUAAAUACACAGCUGAAAAUGUUCUACAAGUGAGCAGGUAUUUUUUUUUACCCCUAAAUGACAAAACUGUUUGAUUGUACAUUGUGUAAGUCCUCUUGAUUAUUAGUUUAUGUGCUGAAAUAUCAUCAAAGAUCUACCUAAACUUUUGUCAGUGACUAGUCAGUUGUAAAUAUUUUUAUUUCUUUUUGGAUAUUGGCUAGCUUCUUCCAACAAAAGAGGGUAAUAAAGUUCCUUUUGAAAUUGUGCUUUUUGGAACCCAUAUGCCAUUGCAUUAAUAGGAAUCUCUGUGCUUUUCAUGAAGAAGUCCUGUCAGCUGGUUCUGAAGAAGUUCUAAACUUAGAAGAAAAAAAAGCAAAAUAGAAUUACUCAUAUUAGAAAAUUGUUGAACAAAUUGCAUGCAUCUGAUUAGUAGAAUUCAAGAUUUCAACAAUAUGUUAGUAUGUAAACCAAUUUCUUAUGUUGGUUUAUAAUGUAGCAGUUUUAAUUCAGGCUAAUGCCAUGUAUCAUUUUAUUUGUAUUGUUUACCAGACACAUACAGUGUACAGGGGUGCAGAAGAUUGUUUUACUAAAAUUUUUUCUCCAGGCAGACCUUUCAGGGUGGUUGGUUUUUUGUUUUUUUUUUCUUUUCCAUUUUUAAUUUUAUUUUAAGCCACAUAAGCAGAAGAAAGUUAGUGGGCUAAUUUUGAAUAGUACAAUUCUGGGUACAAAUGCAGGUGCCAUAUGUCAGAAGUUAUCAAAAUACGGUAUGCUGGUCAGCAGUGUAAAUGUAAUUAUGUUAAAUAAUUAUGUACUGCACCCUUGCUUCUGCUCAUUGUCUGCUUUUGGUUUACAAAGCUUAUUUUCUGCACAGUACGAAGUCUUUUUUUUUUUUAAACUGGAUAUUUGAUGUUUGCUUGGGUCAGGCCAGUUGUAUUUUAUUUCUUCUGCUUGUAUCUUAGUUGUACAUAUCUUCAGACAUAGCUUUUCUAAAUUGCUACCUAUAUUUUAAGGUUUGCUUUAUGUAUCUAAAAUUACUGUACAUGAACAUUAAUGUAAGCUAUGAAUAUCUUCCUUGUACAGUUGUGGUAGCAAGCAAUAAUGUGAAUAUAUGAAAAACAGAUACACUCUGCUUAAUAUUUGUAUGAAUGAGAAGUUGAUACCACUACAAGAGUAAUUUUCUCUUUUUAAUCUUUUAAAUACAAGUUUUAUUUCAAGGUAAUAUAUUACAGGUACCUUGAUGCUGUGAACUAUUUUUCUAUGUCUUCAAAAUAUUUAUUCUCUGUAAAAUAUUCUCCAGUGAGUAUUAUGUUCCUAAAUGUUUGAUAGUGGGAGUGGUCUAGGAACUUUUAAGUUUUCUUAAAUUCAUAUCUCUGUAUCAGCUCCCUAAAACCACCCAUUGCUCAGCUUUUGUGUGUGAAUUCCUGCUGUUUACUUUAAAAAUAGCUCAGCUAUGCUUUUCAUACAGCCUACAAGUGUUUGUUUGAUUUCACUGAAGGUGACUUUUUAAUCAACAAGUAUCACUUUUGUGCUGUCUAGGUCUUCUGGGGCCCGCAGUGGUUUUUU
This is a messenger RNA of Lagopus muta (rock ptarmigan), 2537 nucleotides long. RefSeq names its product cysteine rich hydrophobic domain 2 (gene CHIC2). Lineage: Eukaryota; Metazoa; Chordata; Aves; Galliformes; Phasianidae. The transcript has 6 exons. The record is from RefSeq and is a predicted model, not a curated record. The coding region runs from base 182 to 679 and encodes 165 amino acids.